Messenger RNA from Athalia rosae (coleseed sawfly), 2540 nucleotides. RefSeq lists its product as uncharacterized. NCBI's taxonomy places the organism in Eukaryota, Metazoa, Arthropoda, Insecta, Hymenoptera, Athaliidae. The transcript is spliced from 2 exons. The coding region runs from base 5 to 1567 and encodes 520 amino acids. The record is from RefSeq and is a predicted model, not a curated record.
UGAAAUGAGCAAUAGCAGUGAGCAUGACGAAUUCUCUCCGAAAAGUUUCGAGGCUCUCGAUUUCUACGACGAAAGGUUGCUGUUCACCUGGAAUGGCAAUAGAACAAGAAUAUCGUGGUUGGAGAAAGAGGAUGAAUUAAGAUCGCGAAUUUUGCUGGCGCCGAGAGAUAUUAGGAAAAUUCAAAGUUUCAGUGGAAGAGUCUUCGUUACCUGCAAACCGUACGGCGUCUAUAAAUUGUCGAAGGCUUAUCAAUUCGCGCUUUUGAGUCCGACUGCAAUUGGAAUCGGAGCACAAUUCUACCAAGUUCUUACACUCAAAGAUGAGUACAUAUAUUUUGGAGACAAACAGAACAAAGUUUCUAAACUUUUGAUAAAAUUCGAUCAGAAGAAAAGCGAUGUUAUUCCAUGCGUUGUCGGAAUGGUCUCUGAAGAAAUUGACGAUCAGUUACUGGGCGCUUUGCGAGAAGAAUCUGACAUGGCGCAUAACGAAUUCUGCGUUCUUACUAACGGAUAUGAGAUAUUCAAAAUCACGUCAAACGGAGUGAAGAUACUUUACAGUUCACCUUAUCCCAUUAUUGAUAUCGAGAAAGUCAAGAAACGAAAAAAAGUCGCGUGUCUACUGUUCGUAACUAACACAAGUGACGCAAUUUUGAUGUAUCCUAGAAACGGUGAUUUAAUUUUCGAAAAAUUUGAAGUUGAUCAGAAACUGGAAACCGUCUGCGCUUGUUGCGACGAAAAAUCGGAUAAAGUUGUUUGGCUCAUUCACUCGGACGGCAAGCGGACUUACAGAAGUCGCAAAGUUUUUGGCGAAUAUUCCAUCGACAGCGUAGAGUUGAAAGAGAAAAAUAUCCUCUGCAUUCGUCAUUAUGAUUCCAAAAUUCUAGGCCUAGAUUCAUCGGGUGAAAUCAUAGGGAUAGACCCGAAAAUUGCUGAAAAUAGCGAUGAUUCCGGAGAUGAAGAUUUCGUUAAAUUGAAACCAGAAAUGUUGAAAGGAACCAAAGAGAUCGUUGAAGCGAUUUGCGACAAGGUCAAGGAGCUUCAAAGUUACAACGAAAAAUUGCUCAGCGAACAGAAUGCUCUCAAGAGAAUUAACUUGGUCGCUAUCAAACAGAAGAUUCCAAUCAAGUCAAGAAUGGGAUGGCGAAAAAUCGGGAACCAUAAUUUCGUCAAUUUUGAUUUGUCAGCCAGUGUGGCGGAAAAUUGCCAACUAUCCGUAUCUCUGAAAUCUGGUGGGCGCAAAAUAUUCUCGACGAAGCGAGUUACCGGAAAUCGAACGAACAUCGAACUUCCAAUUCCUGAUUUUAUAAUCCUGGAAAACUCGACAAUUGAUACCGAUUUAAUCACCUCAGCGAACGAGAGCUUUUGCUGGUGUUUCGUUAAAAAUUGCAUUAAAAAUAACGAAGAUGACGAAUCUGACGUCAGAACAGACAAAUUAAAUUGUGACAAAACUAAUCUUACUAUGGCCGGAUUAACGGCUUUGCGCAACUUGAACUCGGAAGAGACGGUAGACAUUGAAAAACUAGACGCAAUAAUGAACGGUGUACGAAAGGCCGUGAACGGCGUUUAAAUUUUGAUAACUUUUUCAUUCUUGAACCAUUGCCUGUUCAUUUUUCUUUCCCCGUUCUUUGCAUUAUAUGCCGGGGAAAUAAAGUCAUUGUUUGUAAAACAAGAUUUCCAUGGCUGUUGGAAAAAAUUUCAAAAAAUUUUCGACCAACGGAUGAAUUUGUUCGCAGGGUGUUUAAUUUUGAAAAACAGAAAAAAUGGCUGGCGCCAUCAAUCCACGCAUUGUCAGAGGUGCUAAAUACCGACUAUUUAUCCCUGUGGAACAAUAAAGCUGUGACUGCGUCUAGUCAUAACUCUUGUACAUUUCUAAACAGUACCGGAUCGUGUACAAAAUAGUCGAAGAUCCUGUUGUUGUAAGUUGCGUGAAAAAACAAAAAAAACGUUCGAAUCGCAUCAUGUAAAUCGAAAGUUGUCUUUAUACUAAAAAUAGUAAAUAGGUACAUCAAGCAAAAACUAUUUCUACGCAAGUAACACGAAUACGAAGAAUUUUGGUCUGCAGUCAAUUAUCGAAGAUUUAUCGAGUUCGUGGCGGUCAACAUCACGUCACGAUUACAAAGAAACGGGAAGUUUAACUUCUUUCCAGAAUUAGAGCUGUCCACAACGAUAUCACAGCCGCUGCUCAUUGUUCCCUCGAAGACAAACGCCAGGAUGAGGCUAUAUAACAAACUAAACGACGCCCGUGUAGUUAAUCAACGCCCGUCAGAGCGGAUAAGAUAGAGCAUUCCUACUACUGCGACAUGCCGAAACAGGGAGAACGCACAGUCGGUAUAAAAUGUAUUAAUUAAUUCCUCACUGAUUUUGCAUAUUUACAAAAUUCCUAUAAUUACGCCAUACAUUCGACGACGAAAAUAUUUACCGCUAUAGUAUUUGGUCACCCGGUAUAAUGUGUACAAUAUAUCUAUAUCAUACAUAUAUAACUGUUAAGUAUACAUUUAAUACUCGUUGUUAUUCAUGAUAAAAAAAUAUUAAGUUUAAAA